Messenger RNA from Aspergillus nidulans FGSC A4, 1782 nucleotides. RefSeq lists its product as uncharacterized. The record is from RefSeq and is a predicted model, not a curated record. The coding region runs from base 1 to 1782 and encodes 593 amino acids. Gene Ontology annotation, molecular function: feruloyl esterase activity. NCBI's taxonomy places the organism in Eukaryota, Fungi, Ascomycota, Eurotiomycetes, Eurotiales, Aspergillaceae. The transcript has a single exon.
AUGCGCCAUACGCGCAACACCAUCUUCGCGAUGGCCACUGUCGGUGCCGCCAGCGCAAAGUCUAUGGGUGACGUCUGUACCGUCUCGCACGUCCGAUCCAUCCUCCCGACGAAUGGCACCCUCCUCGGUAUCGACUUGCUUCCCUCCCUGACCACCGCCAGCGUGUACAAUGCCAGUUCGGCUUCAAGCUCCUCGGCCUCGGCUGGAGGCAUGGCAAUGGGCGGCUCUUCGUCUUCCUACGACUAUUGUAACGUGACGGUUGCGUACACUCACACCGGCAAGAACGACAAGGUGGUUGUCAAGUAUGCCUUCCCUAGUCCCAGCGAGUUCAAAAACCGGUUCUACGUCGCAGGUGGUGGCGGUUACUCGCUGUCUAGCGAUGCUACCGGCGGACUUCAGUACGGUGCCGUGUCCGGCGCUACCGAUGCUGGGUACGACGCAUUUGACUACUCGUUCGACGAAGUUGUUCUCUACGGCAAUGGGAGCAUCAACUGGGACGCUACAUACAUGUUCUCAUACCAGGCUCUUGGCGAAAUGACCAAGCUUGGAAAAGCCCUGACUCGCGGUUUCUACGGCAAGUCGUCCGACGCUAAGGUGUACACUUACUACGAGGGAUGCUCCGACGGUGGCCGUGAGGGUAUGAGCCAAGUUCAGCGGUACGGAGACGAAUAUGAUGGUGCUAUCACCGGUGCCCCGGCUUUCCGUCACUCGCAGCAGCAAGUCAACCAUCUUUUCCCAGCGGAGGUUGAGUAUACCCUUGACUACUACCCACCCCCCUGUGAGCUCGCCAAGAUUGUCAACGCGACCAUCGAGGCUUGUGACCCGCUUGAUGGACGUACUGACGGUGUAAUCUCCCGUACGGAUCUCUGCAUGCUGAACUUCGACCUUUCCUCUGUUAUCGGAGAGUCGUAUUACUGCGCUGAGCAGAACUACACCUCCCUCGGCUUCGGCUUCAGCAAGCGCGCCGAUGGAAGCACAACCAGCUACCAGCCUGCCCAGAAUGGCACUGUUAGUAAGGAGGGUGUCGCUGUUGCGCAGGCUAUCUAUAACGGUUUGCACAGCACCAGCGGCGAACGUGCUUACCUCUCCUGGCAGAUUGGUUCUGAGCUCUCUGACGCUGAUACCACCUACAACUCUGACACCGGAAAGUGGGAGCUUACUAUUCAGUCAACUGGAGGCGUCUUCGUGGCCAAGAUGGUGGAGCUUCUUCAAUUGGACAACCUCGAGAGCCUGGAAAACACCACCUACGACACUCUGAUCCAGUGGAUGGAGACCGGUAUGGUCCGGUACUUGGACUCCCUGCAGACCACUCUCCCCGACCUUACCACCUUCCAGAGCAGCGGGGGUAAGCUUCUUCACUACCACGGCGAAUCCGACCCCUCAGUCCCCGCUGCGAGCUCGGUCCACUACUGGCAGGCGGUGCGCAGUAUCAUGUACUCAGACGUUUCAUACAAGAAGAGCCUUGAGGAAAUGCAGGACUGGUACCAGUUUUAUCUUAUCCCCGGUGCUGCCCACUGCGGUUCAAACUCCUUGCAGCCCGGCCCCUACCCAGAGAAUAACAUGGAAAUCAUGAUCGACUGGGUCGAGAAUGGUGUCAAGCCAUCUCGUCUCAAUGCCACGGUCAGCUCCGGUACCUAUGAAGGUGAGACUCAGAUGCUCUGCCAGUGGCCCAAGCGCCCCCUGUGGAAGGAUAACAGCGACGACUUCGAGUGUGUGAGCGAUGCGAAGUCGAUCGAGACUUGGACCUACUCUUUCCCAGCCUUCAAGGUGCCUGUUUACUAA